Molecule: messenger RNA, 1570 nt
Organism: Owenia fusiformis
Lineage: Eukaryota; Metazoa; Annelida; Polychaeta; Sabellida; Oweniidae
Source: the annotation of a GenBank genome assembly
CUUCUUUGCGCAUGUGCUAAAAUUCACUUCCGUUUUGAAAAAAUCCAACUUUUUUGUUAUUUUUUCUUUUCUCAAGCAAAUGCAGUAUUAAAGUUGAAGGACACCAUGGAACUGAAGGACCAGGGUAAUAGAUACUUUGCUGCCCGGAAGUAUAAUGACGCAGUUGGAUGUUACACAAAAGCAAUCAUGAAGAGUCCAAAUGUGCCAACAUUCUUCACCAACAGAGCUUUAUGCUACCUUAAACUCUCCCAAUGGGAACUUGCUGCCUCAGACUGCAGGAGAGCUAUUGAGAUGGACAAAUUACUUGUGAAAGGUCAUUUCUUCAAUGGACAGUCCUUAUUAGAGCUAGGGGCAUAUGAUGAAGCUAUCAGCAGCUUAAUGAGAGCACAUGAGCUAGCAAAGGAACAAAAACUGAAUUUUGGAGAUGAUAUAUGUUCUGCAUUACGUGUAGCUAAGAAGAGAAGAUUCAGUGCUGUAGAAGAAAAAAGAAUCCAACAAGAAAUAGAAUUACAAACAUAUCUAAAUAGACUUAUAACCGAAGAAAAAGAAAGACAGACUCAAGCUAUUGAAGAAGUAUCAGGGGAACCAAGUUCAGUAGCUGAAGAACUGGAAAGUGUGGAGCAAGAAUAUCAAAAAAGAAUCGGGGAGGUCAAUACACUUUUUGCAUCAAUAGAUGAGAGGAGAGCUAAGCGAGACAUUCCAGAUUACUUAUGCGGAAAAAUCAGUUUUGAUCUGAUGCAUGACCCUGUGAUAACUCCAAGUGGAAUAACAUACGACAGGAAAGAUAUAGAGGAGCAUUUACAGAGAGUUGGACAUUUUGAUCCUGUAACACGGACUGAUUUAACACAAGACAGUUUGAUACCUAACCUUGCAAUGAAAGAUGUAAUAGACAGCUAUUUAGAAGAAAACCCAUGGGCAGAGGAGUUCUAGUUGCAUGCGUUAAAUGCAUAAUGGAGUGGAAAAGAGUUGAUGUCCUAAGAAUUUGAUAAAACAAGUAUACAUGUACAGUGUACGCUCUAAAUUGUAUAGAAAUUAUACUUUAAAUUGUAUAGAAGUUACAGUUUAAAUUGUAUUGAAAUUAUACUUUCCUCAUUCAAUGUUCACAGAGAAAAGCGUGUACCCAGAAAGACAAUAGAUAUAUCUUAGAGUGUAUUAGGUGGUACCAUAUCUCUAUUUAUGGUACUUUAUGGUAAUAUGUAGUACAAUUGAGGAUCAUCUUGCUGGGAAGAGCAUUGGAAUCAACGUUAAACAUUUUAAGAGACAUGAUCUUAUGCGAUCAUUAUGUGAUGUCUCAAAAAUUCAAGUAUUAUUGGAAACAUUAAGGGGACGGAUUACGAUGUGAGUCUGGCUCUUGUAUCAAUUUCACUUUGGAUAUGAAGUUCUGAUGGCCCAUCCUGCCUUUUUGUUUUGUGUAUGCAAUUGCCCAUCUAUUGUGUUUUAUUUAUUUUUAUAUUUUUAUUUAUUUACUAAAAUUGGAAUUUUUACAUCUACCCAAAGAGUAUAAACCCUGCCACGUUUUGGUACAUCAAAAAGUUAUGAAAUGAAGCCAUGAGUUGGAUUUAUAAUCGCA